This is a messenger RNA of Notodromas monacha, 3954 nucleotides long. Lineage: Eukaryota; Metazoa; Arthropoda; Ostracoda; Podocopida; Cyprididae. The record is from the annotation of a GenBank genome assembly.
CGCGGAAAUUGCGUUAACUGCUGAGCGCCAAGUGGGCGUCAAGUUUAUUGUUGGAAACUUAGUUGCAUUGCAUGCGUGGAGUUGUGUUUUCAAAGUGAUUGUGUAUUUGUAUGAAUGCGUGAUUUCCACUGCUGCAUAUUUUGCUCAAUCUGAUGAAGGUGCGCUUGAAUCAAGUGAUGAACCACUUCGUAUCAGAAGAAUGAUAAAAUGCGAAGUCCACAUGAUCAUGCGGUUCUCGCGAAACGGAAAUCAUUCGGAAACGUGCUCUUCUUCGUCAAGACGAUAGAGGAAAGACUGGUGCAGGCUUUCUUCUGUCGUUGAGUGUGUCACUUAAUUUUUUAUUAGCCAUUUAACGCCGUUUUCGAUUACGUAUUAAUUUGAGGAAUCCCAUUAUGUUCCAGGUUAGUUUUGAAAAAUUGCGAUGAAUUCUGCUAACCCUAGCUUGAGACGAAAAAUACUCGCGGCUCAAGGGAAGAAAAAGUUGGGUCGGAUGAGAGGGAAGAAGAAGCCAGUCGCGAUGAACGGUGAAAGUGCGUCGUACGCUGCUGGAGAACCCCGUUCUUCAUCUUCUUCAUCGUACACGUCGUCUUCCUCCGGCACGUUAUCACAUUCAAGUGGAUCUUCUGACAUAGACAGUUCUUCCGAUGACGACAACGACGAGGGACAAAAGGGAUCUGAUAACGAAGAGCAAGAGACGCCCAGGGAUUACCGGCGUGGCGGCUAUCAUCCUGUGCAACUCGGCGACACGUACUGUGGCCGCUAUCAUGUACUGCGCAAGCUUGGCUGGGGAUAUUUUUCUACUGUCUGGCUGGCCUGGGAUAUGACAUCUCGCCGAUUUGUAGGCUUGAAGAUCGUGAAGAGUUCCGAGAAUUACACGGACACCGCGCUCGAUGAAAUCAAGCUUUUGCGUUGUAUCCGUGACACUGACCCUUUCGAUCCGUUCAGGGAGCGAAAUGUCAUGCUAUACGACGAUUUCAGGAUGUCUGGCGUUCAUGGAACUCAUGUUUGCAUGGUUUUCGAAGUACUAGGACACAACCUUUUGAAGCUUAUCGUCAAGAGUGAUUACAAGGGCAUUUACCUGAACAACGUUAGACGGAUAAUCCGACAAGUGCUCGAGGGAUUGGAGUACCUGCAUGACAAGUGCAAGAUCAUCCACACGGACAUCAAACCCGAAAAUGUGCUCGUAAAAGUGGAGGAGAGUGAAGUUCGUCGAAUGGCCUACGUUGCUUACCAGCGGCGGAAACUGGAGUUGCGAAUGCCGAUUUCGUUCAUCAGCGCCGCCCCGUCCAGUGUGCUUGACCUGCUCGGAAUGAAGAUGUCCAAGAACCGGAAGAAGCGGAUGAAGAAGACUGGCAAGCGCAACGAGGAACGAGAAAAGGAAAUGGAAGUGAUGUGGAAGCUUCACGGCACUGACGCGGAGCUGCGUGAGUUCUACGGGCCCGGUAUUGAUGUGAUUCGUCUCAAGUUGUACCUUGAGAAGCGAUUGAAGGACACUUUGCAAAUUGAAUUGUCCACUCGGAGGGCGGAUUCGUUGACCAGAGCCUACUUGGCUGCCCGGGCCCCGGGGGCCACGAGUGAUGAUUACGAGAUGCUGAAAGAAGCUCUCGCGCGAUGCCUGCCGAGACAUCAGAUUUUCGGUGCUGAGUGUGUCGACUUGGAUGCUGUGAUUGAAUUGCUGCGUUCUGCGGAACGCAACGGACAAGCUGCCGUCUGCCAAGUGAAUGGGGAAGCGGUUGCGAGCGAUUGUGUGGAAAUGCCGGAAGAAGACGGCGUGGAAAAUUCGGGAGAGUCCUGCGAGGAUAAUGCGAAUUCGGUGAAAUGCGAGCUUGUCAAGUCGCUCGAAAUGGCUGGAGAUGGUGCUGAGGUGGCCAAGAGUUCCCCGGAAUCGGAAAUGGUGCAACAAGAUCGCGUUGCGCAGAAGUGUGUGCCACUCGGUGACCAGGCCACAGAGAUUUCGUCGGUCAAGUCGGAAACCGGUGUGACGGAGGCGACUGUGUUGCCCUUGGAACCUGGAUCUCCGUCUGAAUCUUUCGUGAGUUGUGAGAAUCUUGGCAUCGAAGCACAGUUGGAAGAUGUUGCAGUUGGAUCUGACAAGAAAAUGGAUUCUGACGUCGACGAUCACGAGCAGUAUUCCACGCCUCCGGAGCAGUUUGAAGUUCGUGCCAGUUCUUUGGACCCUCACGUGAAUGAAAGCGAUGGUACAAGUAACGAGUCUCUGUCGCAGUCAUUGUCAUCCCUGAGCUUGAGCAAGUCGUCUCCCGAGUCGUCGGAAAGUGCCCGGGGCGGGGAUUUCUCGGAAGAAAUGGUUCCCGGAGUGGACGGGGACUGCGACCUGUCUGUCAAGAUCGUGGACGUUGGCAACGGGUGCUGGACAUUCCAGAAGUUCACGGACGAAAUCCAAACCCGUCAAUACCGGUCGCUGGAAGUGCUGGUGGGGUCCGAGUACGGCUGCUCUGCCGACAUCUGGAGCACUGCGUGCAUGGCAUUCGAACUCGCCACCGGCGACUACUUGUUUGAGCCCAAGGCCGGCAAGAAUCGCACUCGAGCCGAAGACCAUCUCGCCAUCAUCAUUGAGCUCCUGGGCCCGAUCCCGCUGCACAUUGCCCGAGGCGGAAAGUAUUCGCGGAAUUACUUUACGCCGGACGGACAGCUACGGAACAUCAAGCGACUGCAGCCCUGGGACCUGUGCAGUAUUCUGCGAGAGCGGUACAAGUGGGACGAGACGAAUGCCCAAGUGUUCGCCGACUUCCUCACGCGGAUGCUGCACUAUGACCCGUUGAAGAGAGCGAGGGCUGCUGAAUGUCUCCGGCAUCCCUUCUUGAAUCUCCAGUGAUGAUCGUAGUGCCUUUUGUUUUGUUUUUUAAUGAUCCCGGAUUUUCUUCUUUUUCGCGUCUUUUUUUUGUUUUGUUUUUGCGGUGGAUGGGUUUUGAUGCGGAAGCAAUUUGAUCCUAGCGAUGCCAGUGCCUCUUCUGUGUUGAUAUCUCGGCCGACCGCCUCUGUCGAAACAAAAUCUAUGAAGGACUGCUUCAGUUCCCCAAUUCUCUCUCUCUUUUUGUACUGUAAUAAGAAACUUUUGUUUUUCUUCAAGUACAGAGACCAACUUCACGCAAUUUUCUGAAGUGCUAUCAAAUCUACUUGCUCUGAGCAUCCCCAUACAUUGUCUUCACGGUUAAAACUAACCUGACUGUGGUUUGAAAAUCCAAGUGGAAAGUAUUCAUCAACGUCUUUCACGUAUCUUACCUGAAGAAAAAAUCACAAUGAAUUGUUUGUUUUUUCGUUUGGUGAGAAUCAUUUCUGGGUACAAUCUCUGAUUACUUCAUGGUUACUGAACAUCUCCAUCCGUUGUCUGCUUGAAUAACAUUUUUGGAAUCCUGUUUCGAAUGAAAAGACACUAUUAUGGAAGCUGACACAUUUGUUCACGAAUGAUGAGUGCUCAAGAUCCUUAGAUGAAAACAAUUUUAGUCUAGCUUCUGUGAUUUUUUGUUGUUGAGCUUUUGAAACUUCGCGUUGUACUUUUUUCAUUAAUAGUUAGUUUUGAAUACAGUAGUUGAAACUUGAAAGUCAGCAGGUGUAGAUUUUUGUGACAUCGAUUUCAGAAUGGUCAACCGUAUUUCAUAUUCUCUCAGAUGAGGUUGAUGUUAUCUCGUUCCAUGCCUUCUAACUGACGAUGAAGUUCGACCAUUUUGUUGUUGUUGCUGUCGUCCUUUUUUUCUCUUAGUUUUCGCCCCGUUGAUAAUGUCUCCGACACCUCGAUGAUAGUGUCAGUGCUUCUUUGAUUGUGGUAUUGGUCGCAUUGUACGGGAACGACUUCGUGAAUGAUGCCGUGGGUCAUGGAUUUCUUGUCGCUUCUUCGCGUCGCGCAAAGUGUUGGGCUGCUUUUUUUUUUUGUCAGAUUCCGUCGCAGCGGUGAGGUUUUUUUGACUUGUUGCGAUAUAAAGCGCGGUAAUUGCGAGA